Molecule: messenger RNA, 1869 nt
Organism: Drosophila bipectinata
Lineage: Eukaryota; Metazoa; Arthropoda; Insecta; Diptera; Drosophilidae
Gene: Eogt
Product: EGF-domain O-GlcNAc transferase
Cellular component (GO): endoplasmic reticulum lumen
Molecular function (GO): protein O-acetylglucosaminyltransferase activity
Source: RefSeq, a predicted model, not a curated record
GCUGGUCACACUGGUGGACAGGUUUUUUUCCCCGGAUGACUUCGGCUAACAAUUAACAUGGACCAUUAACAUUAAGCCGCUCAUAAUCAUCAUCUCCGCCGCUUAAGGCCAGGUGAGAUCAUCAUCUUCGCUGGCCGUGAAAUGCACCUGAAGAUGGUGCCGUGAAAGCUUGGGAAAUCGCCGAGAAAUCGACUGCAACGAAGUACUUAAUUUGCAACCAAAACAAAAUGCCAAUCCUGCUGAUACUCACGGGGAUUAUAUCCCUGACCUUGGGAAUGGAUCAUCAUCACGAAGAUGCCAAGCACCUGGCAUCCAAGCUGACCUUGCCCAACCUGCCGUCCGAGCAUCUUAUCCGUUACCUCAACACCUUUCCAAAGCUGAAAAAGCAAUUGCCAACCAAUGGGACAAAGAUUAUAUCAACUGCUUGCUGGGGACACGAGCGUGGCUGUUCCCCAGAUGCCCGUUUCCAGACGCCUCAAUGCCCCGGAGAUCACACUGGCUGGGCCAGAAGCAAAGAGGCUCAGAUCAACACGUUCUAUCAACAGGCAGACUUUGGUUAUAUCCAGGAACAGCUGGCGGAGUUGACACCCCAGUGUGUCCCCACCUAUCUGGGUGAUUCUUCGCUGGAGUGCACUCACUAUCUACGUUUUUGCCGUGGCCGAAAUCUGCUCUUCGAUUUCCGGGAUUUGACCCAUCGGACAGAGCGUAUACGUUACCACAUGGAUGUCCUCAGACCUGGACAACUUCUGGGCCAUUGUGAGCUGAAUCGCACUAGAAUGUCUGCCGAAAUGGACCAUAUAGGAUCGGCGCUGCAGUCCUGGGGUCCGGAACUACGAAACUUUGAUGUAUUACCUCAUCCCAUUUUGGAGAGCGGCCUCUGCGAUGAGGUGGUGAAUACGCCCACUUUCAUUAUGAAAAUCGAUGCGACGUACAACAUGUACCAUCACUUCUGCGACUUCUUCAACCUAUAUGCCUCGCUUUUUGUCAACCAAUCACAUCCAGCAGCCUUUAACACGGAUGUUCAAAUACUGAUUUGGGAAACCUAUCCGUAUGAUUCUCCGUUCCGGGACACUUUCAAGGCAUUCUCGCAACGACCCGUGUGGACAUUGAGCGAUUUGGAGGGAAAGAGGGUGUGCUUCAGGAAUGUUGUGCUUCCCCUGUUGCCCAGGAUGAUUUUUGGAUUGUUUUAUAAUACACCAAUUAUUCAGGGCUGUUCGAAUAGUGGCCUUUUCCGAGCAUUUUCCGAGUUUAUUCUACAUCGCCUCCAAAUUCCUUACGAGCCACCACGGAGAAAACUUCGCAUCACAUACCUUUCGCGCCGCACAAAGUACCGAAAAGUGCUCAACGAAGAGGAGCUACUGGCCCGGCUAGAGGCAAACGAGGAUUACUCUGUGCAGCGCGCCUCCUACGAGAGGCUCUCGUUUCCCGACCAAUUGGCCAUAACUCGGAAUACGGAUAUACUCAUCGGCAUGCAUGGCGCUGGUCUGACGCACUUGCUUUUCCUGCCUAACUGGGCUUGCAUAUUUGAGCUUUAUAACUGCGAGGAUCCCAACUGUUACAAGGAUUUGGCGCGACUGCGUGGAGUUCGUUAUAGAACUUGGGAGCAGAAGGAGCUGGUGUAUCCGCAGGAUGAGGGCCAUCACCCAGAAGGCGGAGCCCAUGCCAAGUUUACCAACUAUAGCUUUGAUGUCGAAGAGUUCGUCCAUCUUGUUGCUGAAGCAGCCAAGGAUGUACGAGCACAUAAGGAAUAUUCUCAAGGAGAGCCUGAAAAUCCUCAUAAAACGCAGCAUACCGAGCUUUAGCUUGCCCCGAUUGUGAUUUAAUGCAUUUACUUAACUGGCUAGACCCAAAUAAAAUGGUAUUAUGUAC